UCUUUCUUUCACGGUGAUUCUCUCCGUUGGAUCCAGCGGCAGCGGGCCGUCGUACUUUGUAAGUUAUCGGAGUCAACUCCUCCGUUCUUCGUCCUCCUUGGUCGACGGCUUCACGCGCCAGAGAAAUUGACAGAUUUGAGAGAGAACGAAAGGAGACACGAGAGAAAUUGGAAAGGGAACCUCGAAAUUUGUUUGUUGCAAUCAUUAAAUUUCGAAAAUCAUCAUUUGUAGAUUGGCAAUGGGAAAGAAUGAGUUUCUCACACCCAAGGCAAUUGCUAAUCGCAUCAAAGCAAAGGGGCUACAGAAGCUUCGGUGGUACUGUCAGAUGUGUCAGAAACAAUGUCGAGAUGAGAAUGGGUUUAAGUGUCAUUGCAUGAGUGAAAGUCACCAGCGUCAAAUGCAAAUCUUUGGGCAGAACCCAGAACGGAUAGUUGAGGGAUACUCUGAAGAGUUUGAGAACACUUUUCUUGAGCACAUGAAGCGCAGCCACCGAUUCAGUCGUAUAGCUGCCACAGUAGUUUACAAUGAAUACAUUAAUGAUAGACAUCACAUUCAUAUGAAUUCCACACGGUGGCUUACACUAACUGAGUUUGUCAAGUAUUUGGGUCGGACUGGAAAGUGCAAGGUCGAAGAAACACCUAAGGGUUGGUUUAUCACUUACAUUGAUAGAGAUUCUGAGACUCUUUUCAAAGAGAGGAUGAAGAAUAAGAGAAUAAAGUCUGACAUGGCAGAAGAAGAGAAGCAAGAGAAGGAGAUACAGAAACAAAUAGAAAGAGCUGAGCAGUUAAUGCAGCCAUCUGCCACUGGAUCUGAUCAGCCUUCACAGGCUGAGGUUCCUAGAGAAUUAAAAGUGGAAGAUGGAACUAAGAUUGGGUUUUCUCUUGGUUCAUCAGCAAAACCUGUAACCAAGGAAAAAUGGGGGGGACCGAAGGUUGUGUUCGAUGAGGUUGAGGAUGCCAAAAAGGAAGAAAGCAACCGUGGAGGCUCUUUGAAGAGGAAAGAAAUUGGUGGUGGAAAAUCAACAUUGGACGAAUUGAUGCGGGAAGAUGAGAAGAAAAGGGAGAAGAUUAAUAGAAAGGAUUACUGGUUGCAUGAGGGGAUUGUUGUUAAAGUCAUGAGCAAAGCUUUGGCUGAUAAAGGGUAUUACAGGCAAAAAGGUGUUGUGUUAAAGGUGAUUGACAAGUAUGUUGGGGAAAUAGAAAUGCUUGAAAGCAAGCAUGUGCUUAGAGUUGAUCAGGCGGAGCUUGAAACUGUGAUUCCACAAGUUGGUAGUCUUGUCAAGAUUGUAAAUGGAGCUUAUCGUGGAUCUGCAGCAAGAUUGUUAGGGGUUGAUACGGAUCACUUUUGUGCCAAGGUGCAGAUAGAGAAAGGCCCUUAUGAUGGUAGAGUCCUGAAGGCAAUGGAAUACGAGGAUAUUUGCAAAAUAGGCCAAUGAGUUUAAUAGUAAAUGUGAUUAUCUUGUAAGGAAACAUGUACUUUGCUUGAACAAAUUUGUAAUUUUUCACUCUGAAGAGUCCUAGUCAUUUACGGACUUGUAAUUUCUGUUAUCGAAAUGUGGGUUAUCUUGACCAUUUUAACUUCUUACUUGAUCUGGACAAGAUUUAAAAACUGCCAUCUUCUCAAAUUUGUAACAACUGAAGAAUGCUUCCCAGGAUAGAUGGGAUUUAGAGCUUAAGGAAUGGUGGAUAUACUAUUUGCAUCGAAAAUUGUGGCAAUUGUUUUGUUGCUUGAAUUUGUUUGUAAAUUUUGGAAAUUUGAUCGUGA
Neltuma alba is the source of this 1764-nucleotide messenger RNA. RefSeq names its product KIN17-like protein. NCBI's taxonomy places the organism in Eukaryota, Viridiplantae, Streptophyta, Magnoliopsida, Fabales, Fabaceae. The record is from RefSeq and is a predicted model, not a curated record. The coding region runs from base 239 to 1435 and encodes 398 amino acids. Gene Ontology annotation, biological process: DNA damage response; DNA replication. Gene Ontology annotation, cellular component: nucleus. The transcript has 2 exons. Gene Ontology annotation, molecular function: double-stranded DNA binding.